AUGAGGUUCGCAUCAGCAAUCUUCACCCUGGCUGCGGCCACUCUUUCACUUGCUUCAGACCCCAGCGACUGCUCAACCACCUCAAAGGAAAAGACGGGCUCAGACUUCAAGCUCACCGAGCAAGCAGACAAUGUCAACGUUGCCUCCCUCUCCAAGAUCUACACCGCGGCCGGCAAGAAGGUAUCGGUCGCCGACGUCUUCAACGAUGGCAAUCACCAGAUGACCACCGAUUCCUCCGGGCGCAAGCUGUGGCAGCAUACUUCAGACUUCAACGAUGAGGACACAACCAAGUGGGUGCCACAAGGUAUCACCUCGACGGCCGAUGCGCUUGUACGAAGCGUCCGAGUUACGUUUGUGAAUCGAGCCGAUGAUACCUACCGCCAUGCACUGCUCGUAUACCCGCAUGCAUCCGACAACUUCAGAGAGGUGCCGGUACAUGCAGGUGGUAUCAUGUGGUAUGGAAACACUUUGUGGGUCUUGGACACUUACAAUGGUAUCAGAGUCUUUGACUUGACCAACAUCUGGCAAGUUGGAGAUGGCGAAGACGUUGGCAAGGUCUCCAGCGGUGUCUACUCGGCUGCUGGCUACAAAUAUGUGAUUCCUCAAAUUAGAUGGUACAAGUGGUCUUCCUCCUUCGAGUUCCGGCACUCCUACAUGGCCCUGGAUCGCACCAUCACCCCCGACAGUCUCAUCGUCGGCGAGUAUCAAACCUCAACCUCGGACCCCAUCCGUCUGGUCCGGUACGAGCUCGACUACACCACCCGCCGCCUCAAGACCGACAGCAGCGGCGUCUCCAAGGCCAUCUGGGCCUACUGCGUCAACAUUGAGCGCAUGCAGGGCGCCGUGUCGGCGAACGGCAAGUUCUACCUCUCGCGAAGCAAAGGAGCGUCCAAGGGCGAUCUCUGGGCCUGGGUUCCCGGCGGCGUGGCGAAGCAGAAUGCGGGCUUCUACCCCAGGAGCCCCGAGGAUCUGAGCUAUGACAAGAGGAAUGGCGGGCGUCUGUAUACCGUGACGGAGGCGGAGGGCGUGAGGUAUAUCAUCAGCUCGGCUGUUAGCAGUGUCAGCUUCUAGUUGAGUUCGCGGGAGUCCGAGGACAGUCGGACUGGGUCGGAUAAGGAGUUAAGGGACAGGGAUCGGCCGCCCUGUGAGGCACAGCUUAAGGUGGGUGUGGGGGAUCGGUUGGCGGUUGCGUCUAAGAGAGCGAGUCAGAAUGCUUUGUCACUUACAUAGGUGACGUAGAUGGCGCUCUUCAAACGCAAAAAAAAAACGGUUAGUUAUCCAAGCGAUGCACUGCACUCCAGGGUGGGAAAUAAACCAAGUAAGUCAAAUCUGACCCCAGAUUUGGACUUGAUUUGAGGGUAAAUUUGCAGAUUUGUUUGAAAAGUGGGGAAAUCGGGCUUGGAUUUGCAGAUUUGAGUCUUUAAAUCUACGGAUUAUCUAAUUGUUCCGGGCACCGGCCCCUAUAACUCUUAUACUUUACAUACUCUACAAAUUGAAAUUAUCGUUUUCGACGUUUAAUUCAC
Messenger RNA from Neurospora tetraspora, 1523 nucleotides. RefSeq lists its product as uncharacterized. The transcript has 3 exons. Lineage: Eukaryota; Fungi; Ascomycota; Sordariomycetes; Sordariales; Sordariaceae. Bases 1 to 1071 code for a protein of 356 amino acids. The record is from RefSeq and is a predicted model, not a curated record.